UGACAGCUGCAUGGAUAAAACGGAACGCUUCUAUCAAAUUUCUAUAACCUCAAAGGUUCAUGCCUGUUGUGUUGUUGUGUUUUUGUAAAACAACGGUAACUAUUUAAUUUUAAACUAUACAUAAAUUCAACACGAUGGCGGAUGUCGAGGAAUACUUUCCUCGAGGAGGCAAAAAGCCGACUACCACGUAUUUUAAACAGAGCGAAAAUUUCCUAGGAGCUGCCGUGAAAGGUGAGAGAAAAAAGAAGAAGAUAAAGAAGAAGUCAGAUGAUGAUGAUGGUUAUCUGUCUGAUGAGGUGCACACAGAAGUCGAUCAUUCAAAUAAAAAUUGUGGAAUAUAUCUUAACUAUAAGGUAGUGAAAGAAGGAUUAUUACUGUUGGGUAGAGUCCGUCAAGUGUUGGAGACUAAAGUAAAUGUGGCACUACCUUGUCGCAUGAACGGCGUCGUCAUGGCGUGCCACGUCAGUGAAGCUUACAAUAAAAUACUUGAAGCUUAUGUUAAUGAUCAGAUAGAUACAGUUCGUGAGUUGCCACAAAUGUUCCGACCGGGGCAAUACGUAACUGUAAAGGUUUUGGAAGUCACUCAGACACACCUCAUGUUAACCAUGAUGCCACAGCAUGUCAACAGUGGGAGAUCACACGCUGAUCUACAUAAAGGCGCACUGCUACAAGCAGCAGUUACGUCGGUGGAAGACCAUGGCUAUGUGAUGGAUGUAGGCAUACCCAAUAUAAGGGCAUUUUUACCUAAGGACUCGGCUAAUCCUGAAAUAGAAUUGGACACUGGUAUGCUAACAUGGGUGACGGUCAAGACUGUGUCCCCAUCCCCAGAAAGUGGUGUAAUCAGUCUUUCCAGUGAACUAUCAGCAUUACAGAAGGCUGUACAACGUAAUAAGACCAAUGUUCUGUUCCCCGCUACUGCUGUGGAAUUCAUGGUUGAUAAGGCACUAGACAACGGUAUAGAAGGUCGUAUUUUGGACAAAACAGUGGCUUACAUACAGAGGAAUCACGUAGACACUGUCAAAGGGAAGAAGCCAGCACUAGGACAGAAGAUUAGAGCGAGACUGUUAUACGCUGUGCCGCCGAAGAAAAUACCAUUUCUAACAAUGAGGGGUAUAUUUGACACCACAUACCCGGACCUGGCCGAGGAACAGAAACUGCAAGAAGGUGACAUAGUCGAAGAGGCGAAAGUGCUAAAGAUUACGGGUCGCUCUGUCCACAUGAAGCUAGGUGAAGGCAGUAUAGGCAUCUUGAGUCUACGCAGAGUUGCCAUUCAUGAAGAACUCACUGAUGAACAGGUUUUGACGCAGUCAUAUCCAGUAGGCAGUGCCCACAAGGUCCGAGUCCUGUGCUACAACCUGGCGGACCACGUGUACUCGGUGAGCGACGCGGCCGCCGUGCUGGCCCAGCGGCCUUUCCGCCUCUCGGAGUUACGGGUGGGCGAGCGGGUGGCGGCCCGCCUGACGCUGGUGGCGGACGACCACCUGAAGGUGGUCGUGGGCAGAGUGGCCGGUUACGUACCCAAAAGCCACAUGACAGAUACGGGUGUUUUCGUCGAUCCGAAAAAAGCGACCGAUUCAAAACUUUCCAAGAAGAAGUUUAAGGUCGGACAAGAGGUAAACGGCCGCGUGCUAUUAGUAGACCUUGCGAAGCAGCAUCUGAUAAUCACCUUGAAGCCCUCACUGUUAGACUCGGACUUAGAGCUACUGACAAGCUACGAAGAUGCCGUCGUCGGGAAAGCGUACACUGGAGUAAUAGCGCAUAUCAAGGAUUACCUAUUGAUCUCCUUCUUCAACAAUGUUUUGGCAUACGUUCCGAAGCGAUUUGUUUCCGCCCAACCGCUCGAUAACUUGACUGAAGUGUUCCAUGUCGGCCAAAUUGUAAAAUGUACGAUCAUGUCAGUGAACCCUCAGACUAAGAAGAUGUGCGGCAGUCUCACUAAAGCGCCUUUCAUUCCCUCCAAUAAACCAAAGAAAGCUACAAAAAGGAAAGCAAAUGACGAAGAAACUAACUCUAAAAAACAAAAAUCAGGUAAAAAAGGAGAAACAGCGAAAUCCGAAGAAAGCACUAGUAACGAAAACGAGACAAUGGAUGCUGACGAAAGUCAAGCGAGUGGCGAGACAAAAAAGAAAAAGAGAAAAAAAGAUAAAAAGAAUGCAGAAGAAAAAGAUUUGGUUGAAGAAGAAGUUACUACCGAAGAAGUAGUUGAAAGUAAAAAACGUAAAAAGAAAACUAAAAGCAAAAUUGACACGAAUGAAGAUGACAAACAAACUACAAAUGACGAAAACACCGAUUCAGUAGUAAAUACCGAAAGUGACAAAAAGAAAAGUAAAAAGGACAAAAAACAAGCUAAAGCUGAUAAAAAAGAACAGGAAAAAUUAGUCUCAGAGGAAAGCGACGCUAUCGAAACAGACAUGCAAGACGAUUCUGAAGUGUUAACACCCCAAGAAUUAGGACUUAUAGAUUUAUCCGACUGCGUUACACGGAAAAACUACAAAAAGCGGGUAGUGUCUUUAAUCAAAUGUAUAAACGCCAGAACGAAACGCUUAGAUAGAGUUGAAGAGAAGGUUGCCAAAAUCGAAUCUAAAGGACUUAACGCAAAAAACAAGAAAUACCACACAGCAAUGAACUUAGAAAAACUUGUAAUGGAAGAACGUAUAAAGAAACUGGCUGACGCACUUAAAUUAGCACAAGAUAAGCUAAAGGAUUUCGAUUUGAAAGCAAAUCCAGAUUACAAGAAGAAGAAGCUUGAAAAAAUUGCCGCGAAUAAGACCAAUGAACAGAUAAAUGAAAAGAAGGCAAAGGAAAAUGAAGUUGUAAAAGAAAAAGCGAGUGCUUUGAAGGUAAAAGUUGUGGAAGAUUUGAAGCCGGUGGUCGAAGUGCCGAGUGCGAAGGAGUUCUGGUCGAUGACACCUGAAACUGUUAAUGAAACGAAGGAUGAGGAAUCGAGUAGUAGCGAAGAUGAGGAGCAAGAAAAACCUAAAAAGAAACGCAAAAAGCUAACGUUAGCUGAAAAGACGGCUAAAGCGAGGGAGGAAGAAGAGAGGAUACGAGAGUUAGAGAAGAGAGCGAUCGAGAGCGAGAACGCGCCUCGAUCGAGCGAUCAGUUCGAGAGGGCCUUGUUAGCCGAACCGAACUGCAGCCAGUUGUGGAUUGCGUACAUGGCGUUCCACUUGCAGGCGACGGAAAUCGAGAAAGCUCGAGCGGUAGGGCGUAAAGCUCUCAACACGAUCAACUUCCGGGAGGAGCAUGAGAAACUCAAUGUUUGGCUAGCGCUGCUCAACCUUGAGCACAGGUUUGGCACAAAGGAAAGUCAACAAAAGACCCUCGAAGAUGCGCUCCAAAUGAACGACACCUUCCAAAUCCAUUCGAAACUUCUGGACAUACUCCUCGAGACAAGCAAGCAGCAGGAAGUACUUCCUGUUGUGGAUCUCAUGGUCCGGAAAUAUAGGGGGCGACCGGAAGUGUACAGCGUGUGUGGAGCGGCGUGCUACAAGGCAGGGCUGGUGGAGAAGGCGAGGCAGGUCAUGCAGAAGGGUGUUGCGGCGUUGGAGAAGAAGGAACACGUGUCCCUGCUGGUCCGCUUCGCCCAGCUGGAACGCGCGCACGGGGAGCGGGAGCGCUGCGAGGCGCUGUUCGAGCAGGUGCUGGCCGUGUACCCGCAGCGCGUGGACGUCGCGGCCGCCUACCUCGACAGCUUGCGGGCCGCUGCGGACGUGCAGCGGGUCAGGCAAGUAAUGGAACGUAUGACGUCACAAAAGUUGCCAGCUAGGAAAAUGAAAGUUCUCUACAAGAAGUGGAUAGAAGUAGAAGAGAAGAUCGGUGACGAAGAACACGUUGAGAGCGUGCGAAAACGCGCGCUCGAGUUUAUUAAUAAUGCUAAGUUUUAAAUAAAUUAUUGUAAUAUAUGUGAUAAUUAUUUUA
Molecule: messenger RNA, 3921 nt
Organism: Melitaea cinxia (Glanville fritillary)
Lineage: Eukaryota; Metazoa; Arthropoda; Insecta; Lepidoptera; Nymphalidae
Gene: Rrp5
Product: rRNA biogenesis protein rrp5
Exons: 20
Coding region: 135-3887 (1250 amino acids)
Biological process (GO): rRNA processing
Cellular component (GO): nucleus; nucleolus; small-subunit processome
Molecular function (GO): protein binding; RNA binding
Source: RefSeq, a predicted model, not a curated record